UUUCAAUGGGAUGUUGGUGAACUUGUACUUGUGACGGUUUCAUGAAACACUGCUCGACAUGUAACUUGCUAAUCAAUCCCCUCCGCUAUCAUCACUGCAAGUUGCAAACACUCAUGCAGUAGCUCUUGGUCUAACGUACGUAUUUAGAGUCGACGAUCGAAAUUAAGUUUCGUAGUUCGUAUUCGAAAACUAUGACAGCUCAGUACAAGAAACUGGAGAAGGGUCAUGACCUGGAGAGUGGACAGGCAUUCUUAGAUGACUCAGAUACAGACCAAAUCUUUAAUAAGGUACCACAAGCUCAGGGUAUUGGGCAGGCACGGUAUGGCCAGCAACCGGAUGACCAUCUUCUAUUUGCUAUCCUCACGGCUGUAUUCUGCAGUACAGUGUUUGGCAUUGCAGCCAUUGCGAAAUCUGUUGAUGUUCGUAAUAAAUGGCUAGUUGGUGAUGUCGUAGGAGCUACCCAGUCUUCAAGGGCUGCUAAGCGAUUUUCUGUAUGCAGUCUGGUAUGUGGGGUGCUCUUCUUCUUGACUUCUCUUGGUCUCCUUGUGGCUUUCUACACGUUCACCAUGUCUGCUAUGGAGGAGAUUGAUCACCUGGGACAACCCGGUAACAUGGACCAACUCCAGCAGCUGCAGCAGUUACAGAACCAGCAGCAAACACAACUUCGCUAGCUCAAUAUUGGACAACGCGUCUAACAACCUUUCACCUUGUACCUGUUAAUUCAGUAACUUGACCAACACAUCUCCUAUUCCCUUCUCAAUGCGGGACUGCACUGCUUGCGCACUCUGUAAACAAUUAAUGCCUCAGCGGUGCCCGUUGGUCCCCAUGAUUCCCUUAUUCUUAUGUUAAUUGAGAGCUGAUUUGAUGAGAUAACCACCUGUCAGUGACCUUGCAGGGAGGUCUUAUCCCUCCUGGCUAAACUAGGGAAACAAUGGAAUUUCGUGUAUUCGAGAUAGCUCUUUGUUAUAAGCUACGGAAAUGUGAAGCGUAAAUUAUACUUAAUUUACAUCAUAUAAGUAAAAAGCCCGCAAAGAUUGUGCCGCAUGAUGUCUGAACGAGCGUUUAUUAAUUGUCCAAGCUGUGAAUAUAGCUGGCAACCAUGAUAGUCAUGUAUAGAAUGAGUAGCGCCCUCAUAGAAAUAGAACCAAAAAUAGAGUCGGAUAAGCUUGAACAAAGAGCCCCCCCCCCCCCCCCCCCAAAAAAAAAAAAAAAAAAAAAAAAAAUCAACUUUAUUAAAAACGAUACUUUAACAUUUUGGUUUGUACUCUGGAGAAAAGGAAAAAAACAAACAUUUUUGUUUACUAAUGUAUAUAUGCAUGUACACAUAUCUGAAUUGUUUUCUCUUUAACAAUGGACUUGUUAUUCAUUUUGGAGUGUUAUUUUCAUUCUCACGCAGUUUUUUAUCUUGGUAUUUACCAUGGUCUUUCUUAUCUAAUAUAAUCUUUGUAAUGAGUGUUCUAGAGAUGGACAAAGACUCUUGGAUUACGCUUGAACAAAACAUCUUUUUAUGAAUAUUAAUAUAAGUUUGUCAUAGUUUUUUGAUACUCAGAAUCAAAAUGUAACACGAUCGCAAAAACUUUCGAAAAAAGCAACCCAAGGCUAUUUCAAAAGCCUUGUGGAUUACCCUAAUAAAAUUUGAGAACAUGAAAACGAGUAUUACGUAAUCCGAACGUGGUUUCUCUGCACAACGGGCUUUGGAAAUUACCCUCGAAUUAAUAUUGUUGUUAAUAUACCGUGUGAGCCAAACAAAAGUUUUUACUCGGAAAAUUGUAAUUUAUUUUAAAAGUCAGCUAUUAGCGAAAUGUUAUCAUACAUGUUUUGAAAGAGUGUUAUAUCCCCAAUCGUUUGGUACCAUUUGUGUGUGGUAUAUGUUCACAUUAAAUAAAUAAAAAUAGAAAAAUAAAUAAUAGUGUGACUGAUAGUGACUGUGUACGUGUUUUGAUAUGGGCGGCAUGAUAAUUUUUUAGGUAUGUUAUUUGGAUCUGCAACGACCGAAUUAAUACCCACAUCCCAAUUGUUUUAUUCAAACAUCACAUAGGCAAGUCGAUUUGUUCACUCAAGCGUGACCACAUACCACAUAAAAAGGAUUUCAAAUGAUUUGUGAUAGUACAGUCUUUCAUAAGAUGUAGAAUAAUUUACUUUUCAUAAAUUAAUUUUUUUAAAUAAUUAGCAUUUUUUUAAGUGUUAACUUUGAUUUGAAUCACACUGUAGUUGCGAUCGUUUCAUGAUUACAUUUUCAAUUGUGUGAAUAAAGGUUGAUAGUUGCUUACAUAAUGAUUGA
This is a messenger RNA of Strongylocentrotus purpuratus (purple sea urchin), 2281 nucleotides long. RefSeq lists its product as uncharacterized. The record is from RefSeq and is a predicted model, not a curated record. The transcript has 4 exons. Gene Ontology annotation, cellular component: membrane. Bases 192 to 671 code for a protein of 159 amino acids. NCBI's taxonomy places the organism in Eukaryota, Metazoa, Echinodermata, Echinoidea, Camarodonta, Strongylocentrotidae.